This is a messenger RNA of Drosophila obscura, 1074 nucleotides long. RefSeq lists its product as uncharacterized. NCBI's taxonomy places the organism in Eukaryota, Metazoa, Arthropoda, Insecta, Diptera, Drosophilidae. The transcript has a single exon. Gene Ontology annotation, molecular function: zinc ion binding; nucleic acid binding. The coding region runs from base 1 to 1074 and encodes 357 amino acids. The record is from RefSeq and is a predicted model, not a curated record.
AUGGGCGAGAUCAUAGACGGAUUAGUAUCCGUAACGCUCGAGAAGAGGCCGGCAACGCGUCACGGGAACCAGAUAAAAGACACCCUAACCAACCUGAAGGAGUUGCACUCGGACAUCUGCGCGAGAAUCCAGGAGCAGAAACUGGAGGACCACAAACCAGAGACGAUGGACCAGCAGACAUCCCCGAUCCCAUGCAAGCUGACGGUGUCAUCGUCACUAAUCUCAGAAGCCCCGCAUGGAGAUGCAUGGUCCACCGCGACCCGUAGGCCCAGACGCCGACCAUUCAACGCGUCUGAAGAGCCAGAACAGAGACCCAAAGCGACAACGACCCAUCCACCCAGGCGACAAAGGCACGACGCAAUCAUAAUUGCCACAAAAGGAGACCUUUCUUACUCCGACAUCCUAAGGAUGGUGACGAGGAGAGACGACGGGAAGCUGAAGGAAGUUGGAAAAAAUGUUGACAGAGUCCGGCGCACAGCAAAGGGAGAGCUCCUGCUCGAGCUAAAUGGCGCUCAGAAGGAAAAUACUGCCCAGCUGAAGGAGGAGAUAGGCCAAGUCCUUGGUACGCUGGCAGGCGUCAGGGCGCUGGUAAGCGAAACUUUCAUCGAGAUCCGCGACAUCGAUGACCUUGCCACCAAAGAGGAGGUCGCUAUGGCACUGUCUCUUCAGGUGGACCACCAAGUGGAAGCAGAAUGCAUUAGGGCUCUACGACCGGGAUAUGGAGGUUCCCAGGUGGCUGUCGUCGGGCUUGCGGACCCGCUGGCAAAGCGGCUUUUAGAGGCUGGAAAACUCAAGAUCGGGUGGACAAGAUGCAGGAUCGUAGAGCGAUCAGGACAGAGGCGCUGCUACAAAUGCCUAGAGUUUGGGCACAUCGCAGCCAGGUGCAAGAGCGACGUCGACCGCAGCAACUGCUGCCUCAAGUGUGGCAAGCGUGGCCACAAAGUAGCGGAGUGCACAAAUGAUCCCAGAUGCUUCCUCUGUACCGUAAAGGAUCCGGCUGCGGCGAGCCACAUAGCUGGCAGCAAGAGGUGCCCGAGAAGCAGACCAGAGCCUAAUCACCGCAUAGCGAAGUGA